Pectinophora gossypiella (pink bollworm) is the source of this 3206-nucleotide messenger RNA. RefSeq names its product plastin-2 (gene Fim). NCBI's taxonomy places the organism in Eukaryota, Metazoa, Arthropoda, Insecta, Lepidoptera, Gelechiidae. Gene Ontology annotation, molecular function: actin filament binding; calcium ion binding. The record is from RefSeq and is a predicted model, not a curated record. Gene Ontology annotation, cellular component: actin filament bundle; actin filament; cytoplasm. The transcript is spliced from 15 exons. The coding region runs from base 297 to 2654 and encodes 785 amino acids. Gene Ontology annotation, biological process: actin filament bundle assembly; actin filament network formation.
UGGUCGACGACUCGUUCGACGACAUUCGUUUUCGUUCGUGUUUCAUUCAACUUCGUAUUCGACCCGUACACGCAAUACACCGAGUUGUGAUUAUUUCUUUACAAAUCACAAUUAACAACAUAAAAGUUGCUGAUAGUGCUGUGAUUUAUAUUCAUUUUUUAUUUUUAUAAGUACUUUACUAUAGUGUAAGUGAAAAGUCGAUAAAUACGGCGUGUUAGUGCUUGAAACACGUUUAUACAUUUUCGGCGUUUUGUCGAUGUCGUGAUUAUUGUUUUUGUGAUUUUACCUGUGCGAUAAUGGCUGAUAAUACGAAAUUAACUGAUGAGGAGCGUUCGGAGAUCCGGGAACAGUUUUCUCAGAUCGACUCAAGCGGCAAUGGCUUCAUAGAUUUGAAGGAGCUAAAAGACGCAUUAGACAGUGUCGGAUACAAAAUUCCACAAUGGAAGGUCCGCUGCAUGAUCGAGGAAUAUUACGACAACGGCUCGUCGAAACACGGCCGCGGCGUCAACGGCAACGUCAACGGAGACGCCAGGAAGAACGGCAUCUCGCUCGCAGAGUUCGAGGAGCUGUGUGCCAAUCUGAAGGCUCAGCAGGUGGCCAGCACAUUCAAGCAGGCCGUCAGUAAAAAAGAAAAUUUGGAGCAUCUUGGUGGUAUGAGUGAGGCUUCCAGCGAUGGCACGACGCACUCGGUGCGCCUAGAGGAGCAGAUGGCGUUCUCUGGGUGGAUCAACAGCAACCUGGAGCACGACCCGGACCUCAGGCACCUGCUGCCCAUAGACGCAGAGGGCAAGCAGCUCUACGAGAAACUCAAAGACGGGCUCAUACUCUGCAAAGUGAUAAACCAUUCAUGCCCCGACACGAUAGACGAGCGAGCAAUCAACAAGAAAAACCUGACUUUAUACACGAAGCAUGAAAACUUAACCCUAGCUCUGGUCUCCUCGCAAGCUAUCGGAUGCAACAUUGUCAACAUCGACGCACACGAUCUCGCUAAAGGCAAGCCACACUUGGUGCUCGGCCUGCUGUGGCAGAUCAUCAGGAUCGGUCUUUUCAACCAGAUCACACUCGAACACUGCCCGGGACUCACCGAGCUGCUUAAGGACGAGGAACGCAUCGAAGACCUGGUUGGGCUAUCCCCGGAGGCGAUCCUCCUCCGCUGGGUGAACCACCACCUGCAGCAGGCUGGCGUCACUCGCCGCUGCACCAACUUCCAAGCCGACGUGUCCGAUUCGGAGAUAUAUUCGUACCUGCUUAAACAGAUCGCCCCCGCUGACGCCGGAGUCACCACCGAAGCUCUCAUGGAGCAAGACCUCCACCGCCGCGCCGAGGUGAUGCUCCAGCAGGCGGCCAAGCUCCGCUGCCGAGCGUUCGUGACCCCGGCCGACGUGGUGGGCGGCGUGUAUAAGCUCAACCUGGCCUUCGUGGCCAACCUGUUCAACCAGCACCCCGCGCUGCAGAGGCCCAGCGACUCCGACCUGCCGCUACACACGCUCGACGAGACUCGCGAGGAGAAAACUUACCGCAACUGGAUGAACUCGAUGGGUGUGGCUCCACACGUCAACUGGCUGUACUCCGACCUGACGGACGGGCUGGUCAUCUUCCAGCUGUACGACAUUAUCAAGCCCGGCAUCGUCAACUGGAAGAAGGUGCACCGCCAAUUCUCGAAACUGCGCAAGUUCAUGGAGCGGCUCGAGAACUGCAACUACGCGGUGGAGCUGGGCCGCACGCUGGGGUUCUCGCUGGUGGGCAUCGCCGGCGCCGACAUCAACGAGGGGAACGCCACGCUCACGCUCGCCCUCAUCUGGCAGCUGAUGCGUGCGUACACGCUGUCCGUGCUCACCCGGCUGGCUAACACCGGCAACCCCAUCAUCGAGCGGGAGAUCGUGCAGUGGGUCAACAACAAACUCGCCUCAGCCGGCAAGACCUCCUCCAUUAAGAGCUUCCAGGAUGAAGUGCUAGCGGACGGGAAGGUGGUGAUCGACUUGAUCGAUGCCAUCAAGCCUGGCUCCAUCAACUACGACCUCGUGUUGCCUGGAAGCAGUCAGGAGGAGAACCUGGCGAAUGCGAAAUACGCAAUCUCGAUGGCGAGACGCUGCGGCGCGAGAGUGUACGCGCUACCGGAGGACAUCACCGAGAGGAAACCCAAGAUGAUCAUGACUGUAUUCGCCUGUCUCAUGGCGCUCGACUACAUCCCCACCAUGGACGCACCAGUCAAUAAGCCUUAUGAAAGAAGCACGUCGACGAUACAGAAAAAGCCUUGGACUAUCACAGUCCCUAUGAACCGAAGCGCCCAGAGAAAUUUUGCUAAUAAUGUCGCACCCAACAAUAUAAUUUCCGCAAAAAAUGAAGAAAAUAUCGCUCCUACCAACAAUAUCGUUGCUGUAAAUGAUGAAGAAAAUCCCGCUGAAGAACAAGAAUCAGAAAUCAUUAGCGACGAACAAGUAUUUGAAGAACCACACACUACGGAAGUUGAAGAUGAUGAACUUAUAAACGGUUUAACUGAUAAUCCUGAUGAUGAGGAAAUGGUGAACGGUGGUGGAGAUACAAAUGAAGAGGAAAUCCAAAACGACUCUGGUUUAGGGUCGGACGAGAAGCCCGCUUUACCACCAAAACCUGAAAAUUUGUCUGUCACCAACCCUGAUGUGAAAGAAGAAUAAGUAACAGGUCUUACCUGAUGGACCAUUGUCUGUAUAAUGGUCUGUUGGCGACACCAUACCGAAUACUGAGGCGGAUGAUUCUGAGUUAAUAUCGAGUGGAUUUUUCCGUCGUAAAAUAUAUAUUUUUUUUGUGCUUCCACUUGAUAUAAACUGAGAAUCAUAGUCUGAAUUAUUCCUCAAAGUUUUUGUUACGAUGUCAAAACACCCUAUUUGGGCGAUGGACUAACCUAUCACCAUAUCGUACAAAAAAUACAUCUUAGAACUUCCUACCUAAAGUACCUCUAAGUCUACUGAAUCCUUGAGCCUCAACCCAUUACGAUUUGCGGGAUUGAGUUUAUGCAUGUACCUAUGUAACAUAUUUUUUUUUCUGUUUUCGUUAUAUUAAUUAUUUUAUAUGGCAAUAAAUAAAGUGAAAGUGAUUUUAUAAUGAAGCAGUGAUAUGUAUUACCAUAGCGUUAUAUUAAAUAUUUAUCUGUAUUUUUUUUUACAUUUUAAAAGCACGUUGAUAAUACUAUGAGUUUUUAAUAAAGAUUUUAUUUUUAAUGUUGUUAA